CCAUCGCUUUGUAAAAACAAUAAGCAUAAAUUAAAUUUGUGUGAAAUUGCGAUAGUAUUCUAUAAAUUUGUGUAAAAUAAAUAAUAAUAGAUUUACAAUACUAUAGCAUUAACCUUCUAUCUUCAAUUCAAAAACUCCAACAGCAUGGCAACUGGGAAUGUAUCUAAUGUUGAAAUAGUAGAGAAAUGCGAAAACCGCGAUUAUAGUAGCGAUUUUUUUCACGUUUUAAAUACAAUGCGUGUCGGUCGAAAGUUUUGCGAUUUUUCUUUGAACGUAGACGGUGAAGUUAUUCACGUUCAUAAGUUGGUCCUCGCAAUUGCUUCACCCUACUUUGCUGCGAUUUUUGAGGAUGAUAUGAAGGAGAAAACGAAAACAUUUCUUAAAUUAAAUGAUGCGGAUUUGAUUGCUGUGAAGGCACUCGUGAAGUACAUCUAUAGCGGGAUGAUAAUACUCACUAAAGAUAAUGUUGAGCAAUUGCUGCGCACAUCAGAUUUGUUUCAAAUUGAGUGGGUGAAGCAGCAAUGCAUACGAUUUCUUAAGCAGAGUUUGAGUUCAACAAAUUGCUUUCGCAUACGAAAAUUUGCUGAUAUGCAGUCUUGCAAAGAGCUCUACGAUUUCAGUCACAAAUAUAUUAUUGAGCAUUUCAAUGACUUACUUGAACAGGAUGACUUGUUACUGUUGCCCUUCGAACAGAUCCGGGAAUUGAUAAAAGACGAACAGCCGAGAUCGGACAUCGAGAACGCCUAUAAAGUAUCAAUGAAUUGGAUUAAACACGAUCCAGAUCAACGAAAGGAACAUCUGGCGGAGUUAAUCAGCCUGAUCCGUCUACCUUUAGCCAGUUCUCAAUUCUUGACAGCUCACGUAGUUACUGAACGUCUGCUUAGAGAUGAUCAUAAAUGUAACGAAUUUUUAAUUGAAGCUUUAAGUAUCCAAUUAACAAAAGCAAAUGCACGUGAAGCCCAGAACUUCCAAGUAACAAAAGUAGAUGAGCCAAAAUGUUUAUGCAAAACCCAGACUGAAGAACGCAAGGAAACGUUUUAUGUGUUCCUUGUCGGCGGUAGCAAUGUAGAUCGUAUGUGUAAGGUCUAUGAUGUUUCGCGAAACAUUGUAGUUCCUAUCCCGAAUAUGAGCAAGAAAAGAUGCAAAAAUGGUGCAAUCUCACUAGACGGUGCCAUUUUUGCAAUAGGUGGACACACUGGUACUGAAAUAAAAGCCGCCGAAUGUUACGAUCCGAUUAAAAAGCAGUGGCACGACAUAACACCGACGAAUCAUGGGCAUUGGGAUUUUGGGAUUUGCACACAUAAUGAUCGUGUUUAUGUUGUCGGUGGUGAGAAGAAUUCAACUGUCGAAUGCUACUGUAAUGCGACGAACAAAUGGUACCCGUGUCAGAGUAUGUCCACAAAAGGCCACAUUAGCACUCGAGCCGCGCUGGCCGAGAAUAGCAUUUACACUUUAAAUUAUGAACAUGAUGGCAGUACGUCGUGCAUGCGCUUUGAUCCGAGAGAGGGAGGAUGGCAUAAAUUGAAUAAAUUAGAAAUGACGGCUUAUGACUUUGAACUCAUCGCUCAUGAUCAUACAUUGUUUGCGAUUGGAAGUGACCGUAGUAAACGUCUCGACAUACGAACGAAUCGAUGGGAAUUGAUGCCGUCCAUGUCCUACAAUAGGCAUGGUUUUUCAGCGAUCAUAAAUGCGGAUGACAUUUAUGUGUUGGGCGGGCGAGGAAAAUCAAAGUUUACUAAAUUCCCGGAACGCUACAAUAUUCGACAAAAUAAAUGGACAAUAAUCAAUACAGUAGAAAUGGAACACUAUCUCGGAGGAGCCGCAAUAAUUAGCGCUUAUAUUCGUCUUAAUUAAAUAAGGGAAAUCAAACGUUAUCAAGAAUAUGUUUUGUACAUUGUCACGAUUUUUAUCGUUUCUAGGCCAAAUAAGCUAACGAUAUUUAGCACGUAAACGUAAUAA
Glossina fuscipes is the source of this 1959-nucleotide messenger RNA. Its product is annotated as kelch-like protein 5. Gene Ontology annotation, molecular function: protein binding. The transcript is spliced from 6 exons. Lineage: Eukaryota; Metazoa; Arthropoda; Insecta; Diptera; Glossinidae. Bases 145 to 1854 code for a protein of 569 amino acids. The record is from RefSeq and is a predicted model, not a curated record.